GGCUUUUAUGAUCUCGGGCGGAAAAAAAAGCGGUUGCUGGGUGGAAGCUGUUUUGACGCUAUUGUUUCUAAAGAGAGCUGCUUCGACUGUUAUUUUAAUUUUUCUUUUAUAUUUACUUAAUUAACUUUCAAGAAUUUAUAUUAUGCGUUUGAAGAGUUUCGCUUUGGAAAGGUUUUCUAUGGAAUACGAAGAGAAACUGAUUUUAGUUGAAAGUAAUUUCAACGAAAGGGAUACCUUUAGAGAAUCCUGAUCAACCCUCGUUGCUUCACCCUGAGUGACUUGACUAAUUUGCUUGGGCAGAGUUGAGUCUUAUUUUCACUUCAUCCUCUUCAUCGUUUAUACUUUUUUUGCUGAAAAUGGUUGGAUUCAAACCUGUUGAUGUGCCCCCAACUGCUGCAGUUAAAUUCAUUGGUGCUGGUACUGCAGCCUGCAUUGCGGAUCUUGUUACAUUCCCCCUGGAUACUGCUAAAGUUAGACUCCAGAUUCAAGGAGAAAACCAGUCUUUGACUUCAAAUAUGAAAUCUGUCAAAUACAAUGGUGUGUUUGGCACGAUCACCACAAUGGUGAAGACUGAAGGACCAAGGAGUCUAUACAAUGGGUUGGUGGCUGGUCUGCAGCGGCAAAUGAGUUUUGCUUCUGUGCGCAUUGGGCUAUAUGACUCAGUCAAGCAGUUCUAUACAAAAGGAGCUGAACAUGCAGGAAUUGGAAGUCGCUUACUUGCAGGUUGUACCACUGGGGCUAUGGCUGUGGCUUUUGCUCAACCUACAGAUGUGGUUAAGGUCAGAUUUCAGGCUCAGGCCAACAUAAACGGUGGAAACCGAAGGUACCAAGGAACAGUGCAUGCCUAUAAGACUAUUGCCAAGGAGGAAGGUGUACGGGGUUUAUGGCGAGGAACUACACCAAAUAUUACCCGUAAUGCCAUUGUCAACUGCACUGAACUGGUAACCUAUGAUUUGAUUAAAGAUGCAAUUCUCCGGUCUAACCUUAUGACUGACAACCUACCAUGCCAUUUUACAUCUGCUUUUGGUGCUGGCUUCUGCACUACUGUGAUAGCUUCCCCUGUGGAUGUAGUGAAAACAAGAUACAUGAACUCUGCCCAUGGCCAGUAUAGUAGUGCCUUGAACUGUGCACUUACCAUGUUGACAAAGGAGGGACCCACUGCUUUCUAUAAAGGGUUCAUGCCUUCUUUUCUCCGUCUGGGUUCCUGGAAUGUUGUGAUGUUUGUUACCUAUGAGCAGCUGAAACGUGCCCUAAUGAUGGCUAGAUGCAGCUGGGAGUCUCCUUUGUGAAUGUUGUAGUGCACUGUCUUUGUCCUUUUUGUUCUGCUUUAUCUACCUCUUACCUCUUUUGUUUACUGUAGCAGACUUAAAAGCUGGACUUUUAUUUUGCAUGAAAAUGAAAUUUUAGUCUUUUAGAUUUCCGCUUGGUUAUUCUUGCUUUGUGUCAAGUUAUUCUUAAAUGCAUCCAUUCCUGCUAAUGGUAAUAAAGUCUUAGUAAAUCCAA
This is a messenger RNA of Polypterus senegalus (gray bichir), 1503 nucleotides long. RefSeq names its product uncoupling protein 2 (gene ucp2). The record is from RefSeq and is a predicted model, not a curated record. Gene Ontology annotation, molecular function: oxidative phosphorylation uncoupler activity. Bases 357 to 1289 code for a protein of 310 amino acids. Gene Ontology annotation, cellular component: mitochondrial membrane. Gene Ontology annotation, biological process: mitochondrial transport; response to cold; adaptive thermogenesis. NCBI's taxonomy places the organism in Eukaryota, Metazoa, Chordata, Cladistia, Polypteriformes, Polypteridae. The transcript is spliced from 8 exons.